Molecule: messenger RNA, 1318 nt
Organism: Exaiptasia diaphana
Lineage: Eukaryota; Metazoa; Cnidaria; Anthozoa; Actiniaria; Aiptasiidae
Exons: 6
Coding region: 28-1194 (388 amino acids)
Source: RefSeq, a predicted model, not a curated record
AUUUCACGGACGUAAUGUCCUAAAGUCAUGAUAAAGAUGAAAUCCUCCGGGAAUUCUGGUGUGUUYUUGGUCCAAGUUGUCAGCUUGUUGGUGUUGACGUCGUUUGCUGCAGUCUCUACAGCAAGUCCGUCAACAACUUCUAGACCUUCUAUUUCCAUKAGUUUACCACACAAUUACUCUACUACAGAAAGACAUUCUGAAUCUUCAACUCUUAACUCUACCAAAUUAAUAACAAGUGGAAGGUACGAAACAACAAUCCAACCAAGUUUGAAUACCUUGGCACCGACUUCACAGCAUCCGAUUUUUAUUCCACAACUGUGUGAACCAGAUAAAAUGUCAAGGCAUGGUGUUGACAACGAUACUAGUGAAAAUGCACAAAUUCACCUUUUGCCUGGUAAGUCGUUCCAUGUUAUCCAAGAGAAGGCUUCCGUCAAUAUUCAAUGUCAGUUUUGUGUGACAAGGCCUAUGAAAUGGUUGCAUAUUUUGUGGUAUAAAGGAGGCAGUCUCAUUCAAGCUGGUGCGGACUAUAUUCCUAUCCGACGAGCUCGACACGAUGAUGAAGGCGUUUAUAGCUGUAAGAUCAUCACCCUAUCAAACCAGACAAAGUCAAAAGCAAUCACUGUUAUUGUUAACAAAGAUCCAAUAUUUUCCAUUAUUCCAUCUGUAUGGGCCAGAAACAUUUCAUACACACGAGCAACGAAAAUCCUGUGGCAAGUCCGCGGUCGAGGCCUCUUUGACGCAGUAAAAGUAACAAUAAAAGUACGACAGCUAGACAAUCCCUCGUGGUUGCAUAAACGAGCAUACACAGAGUUCAUUAGUGGAUCAACAGAACUGAACGAUCUUCAGCCAAGUACUGUUUACAUUGCCAAUGUUUCUGCUGUCAGUAGUUAUGGGAAAAAGAGCGAAUGUAGAUCGAUUGUGUUUUGGUCAAACGCCAAGAACUCUACAGAUUUUGACCGUGGAAUUCUCAGUCUUGAUUACUGCACAAGAAAACUCCUUGGAUUAAUAACAGGCAUCUUUGGUUUGGUAUUUACAAUUGGUGCUAUUUUCUGCUGUUGUGCUUAUCCCGUCUGUGAAUACAGAAAUCACCAUGGAUACACAUCAACUUCCCAGCAAGACAGCAGUUCAAUUAAAAUAAAUGAUCAAGAAGGAAACAUCAUUGAACUCGACGAAGAUACAGUGUUAAAGGUGUAAUCAGUUGUUUUCCAAUAAUGUGAAGAAAAAAAAACAGGAUCUGACCAGGAAAUAAAUAUGAGUACUUCCUUUUUAGUCUACAAUUGCUAUUUCUAGUUUUAUUUAUCAUCUCCCUCCUACGAAU